Molecule: messenger RNA, 4170 nt
Organism: Lineus longissimus
Lineage: Eukaryota; Metazoa; Nemertea; Pilidiophora; Heteronemertea; Lineidae
Exons: 4
Coding region: 209-823 (204 amino acids)
Source: RefSeq, a predicted model, not a curated record
GUAUUGAGUCGGGCUUGUGGUUGCGUUGUGUUAUUCUAUUAAAGUACUCAAUGCGAGCCAAACUAUACAUCGUAACUGACCACCAUUAAGUCUUUCUCGGAUACAAUGAACGUUGGAACACAAGGAUCCAGAAAUACAGACAUAUAGUUGCAGAGAGACUUGGUUAAAACGGAAUUUCUAUCGAGAUAGAGGCACAGUAGCACUUAAAAUGCAGGGUGAACCGCAAUAUGGACAACCCGGCCAACCGUCUUAUCAAGGGCAACCGGCGAAUUACGGCCAACCUGCGCCAACGAAGUCACUGGAUUACUCAGCACCACGGGCCAUGGCUCCUGGUGUCCUGAUGAUCGUAGCCUCUGCCUUGAACCUCGGUUUCCUCAUCUAUCUUUUGUCUAUCCCUCAUUAUAACUCGGUUCUACUUUGGGCUGACAUGAUCGGAGCCAUCGUAUUCUACUUCAUCGUAGGCACCCUGGGUAUUAUCAGUGCGCAGACACAUAGAUCCAAGGGACCCGCCAUUGCCCUCAUCGUGCUGGCGACGCUGACAUUAUUCACCUGCCUCAACCAGAUGGGGUACAACAUGUCUCGGAUUAUCAUACUUCAUCCAAUGUACGAGGAACCAUACACUGCAGAAAAUUGGAUUGCAUACUCACAGAUCAUUCUGGUUCUUGUGGCCUUCAUUAGCUUCUGUGUAUGCAUCGCUCUGAUAGCCAUCGCCAGCAAAGCCGUGUGCACAUGCUGCGGCGCUCCCCCAGCGCAGCAAAGUGGCGUGGUCUACUACCAAACCGCAACAGCACCGACGUACCAAACAACGGCACAGACGAAAUAAACCGUACUACAAUUGUAGCUGCAUGGGGGAGGGGAGCUUCUAAAUUAUCAGACUUGUAACGAAAAUGUAUGGACUGUUGCUAGUACACUCUGCUUCUACUGAAAUGGAAAAUGAGAUAUGCAGUUGUUCGAGAUCUAGCUUUCUGUCAUGACUUCCAUGGAUGUUGUUCUGUCCAAUUAAAUAUAGCAAUUAGAUGUAAAUGUACUGGGCCGUUUGGAUUUACAUGUACAGUCCUACCAGAAAGUAAAUGUCCACAGGUAUUUUUUAAUAUCACAGAGAUAGAAUGAGAUAAUUGAAUGCGGUUUUCAGCAGAGAAUGGUAUAUCUAGUUGGUCAUGUAUCUGUGGUAUUUAGACUCAGCUAAUCCUGUCUCUUCAUUAUGUAACAGGCAAUUUAAAAACUGUCCAAAGAGUUACUUUUUUAUUUUAUUUCAUUUUCGUUCUUUUUCACAAUGUAUGUGUGAAAAUAUGAUGCAACAAAGGUUUUUUUUCGCUUUCAUUACUAGAAAAUUCCUGCUAAAUUCUUUCAUUUUGAAGAUUAGUUUUAGCUCGCUACAGGUGAUUGUUUUUUUUCAGACAGCUGGUGACCUUUGAAAAGACCCCUCAUAGUCAGCAAUGCAGUCAGUCAGGGUCUUUAUGACCAACUCAUCUCAUACAUGAAGGAUAGGGGGUCUUUAUCAAAGGUUAUGGACGAGAUAAAAAAAAUAACAUAAAAAUCCUUAGCAAAAAUGUGUAUUUGUCAUGACCAUUGAACACACUGGGCAGUUCGAAUCCGCGGAUUCCGUCGAUUCCACGCUUUUUUUAGAAAUUCACAUUGAACUAUACUUAAACGCGAUAUAAGAGUGUGUAUCACUUAAUAGCCUAUCCAAAAUGAAGCCCUACAGAAGAUUACCAGUACUGUUGAUAGUUUUCAGCCGAUGCCAGGGAGGAAUCCUUCACAGCAUGGAUCGAAUUAACCAGGAUAAUUGAAUUCCCCGUUAUCUUGAUACGGUGCUGGUACUGGCGUAGGGAUACGUAUCAUCAUUAAUGUAGUUCGGCAAUUAUGGCACGUUUUUUGUAGCAAAAUUUGAUUUUUCACAGCAUUCGUUCGAUUAUUUACAACAUUCAUUCGAUUUUCACAGUAAAUCCUAUUCGAUUCCGAUUGGUUAAUGCUGGCACGUGACUCAAUCCAGGCAGAGAAAUAAAUCGUUCCCGUUCCCAUCACUAAUUAGGCCUACUACUUCUUAGUUUAUUACCUUGCCAUGAGAUUCCCCAUUUUUUCGAAUGCUAACACGCAUUUCUGUCAUUGUGGAAGCUGAAGAAUCGCCAAGAAAGAUCGAAAGUAAUCAACAAUCUCCGCGCGUCCAGGCGGCUGAUGCAGUGACGUCACAAGAUGGCACAUGACCCUUGGCGAAUCGAACGAAUGUCGCACAUUAUGAAUCGAAUGAAUUGCGGGAUUAGCUGUUCCGGCAUUGGUUCGAUUCCACCAGCUGCAUUCGAUCGUUACAAUCGAAUGCGAUUUGAUUUGAUUCUAUGUAUCGUCGAUUUGAUCACGUUUUGAUUCAUUCGAAAAAAUCAAACAGUUCAUUCGAUUUAUUGUUGUGUUCGAAAGCGUUUUGCUCAUUCGAUUUAAGUAGACGCCUAUUUGGUGUCUGGGAUAAUGGUCAAUCAAACGUUCUAAUCAUCAAAUUAUGCUACAUCUAACAUGCUAUAGGCAAUGACACGACCGUCAUCUCAAAUAGAUAUUACAUUAGGCCUACAUCAAACUCCUGACUGUUGCCAUGAGUAUGACAUAUUCCUCCCUGAUAACCAAAUUGUUUAUAAAUCUCACCUGAAGCCCGUUGAUUGCCGCAUCCCCAUGUCUGCCAUCAGUUCGUGCUUUCCUUAGCCUUGUCACUCAGCCGGUUUCAGCUGAUGAAAUAGUUCCCCAAUGAAUAAUUCUCAUUUUUUCAUAUUGGCCUAGGCCUAGAUAAGGCUGAUGUUUUCAAAAAUAGUUUGCCAAUAAUAAGAACAAAAUCUAACUGUAUUGAUGCACAUAUAAUGAUGAUAAAUGGAAUUUCUAAAAAUAGCUCGGAAUCUACGGAAUCCGCGGAUUCGAACUGCCGGAACACACUCUAUGGAAUUGCAAGUGCCAGAAAAUGAUGGUCAAAAAGCACUGUUCAUGGGCUCAUUUGAAUAGAAUAGUGAGUUUUCGAACAGCCCCCGAAACGCGAACGCGAACGCCUAUCCCAUUGUUCGAGCUCCUGUUCACGAUGUCGAACAAUGGGACAGGCCAUCACGUGGACGUUUCGAGUGCUUUGCGAAAACUCCUUACUAUAUUGUUUCAACGCCGUUUACAAGGCAAAGGUUUAUUUUAUGGUGUCUGAGUGAAUAGUUCAUUUCAUGGGAAAAUGGUAGACAUGCAGAGCCUAAAUUUUAUAUUUCGCUUCAAAUUGCAAUUCUUUGGCACAUAUUCGGACUUGUGAUUUUUAGGUUAUAAUUUUUUUUUCAUCGACAUCUUCAAUAAUGCGCUCAAUAUCACUUGAAAAUCUCCGUCGUAAAAAUAAUCCCUUUUCGGAGCACCAAACCGUGAUAUGUGCGCUCCGUUAACCAGAAACUAUGAAAAACCAAUGAUAGGAAACAUAUUCCUGCCGAUUUGUGAAGAGUCCGACUUAAGUUUCAAUGUACCUAUUGCGUUCAAGACAUCCUUCCAUUAGUUUUCGAACAAACGGCCCAAAAGUUCGUCGAGGAUAUUCCGUUUGAGGGUGUAUAACCCCAGAUUUCACACGGAGAGGCCCACUGAACCAGGGAUCGGAUAGGUCUUCAUCAAUAGGUUUAGAUGCACUCCAAGAACGAGAGCGAGGUGAUUCCCAUUUUGCAUGCUACGUAAUCAGUUCUCGAGGGAUUCCCCACGGCGGCAGGUGAACUUGCUCGUGAAAACGUCUUGAAUCCUCUGAAGUCGUAAGUGAAUUCCGUGGUGGUUCGAUUCUAUUUAAGAUAUUUUUUUCCUAAUUAUACCGAGACACAUCCCUUUCAUAUAUGUACAUGUACCAGCCUUUGUUAGAAACUGUUUUUAUUGGUGGAAUAAAACGAAAUAACUGAACGAAUCAACUCUUUCCAACAGUACACUUUUUGCUCUAUUCAAAUGCAUAGCCUAUGUACGUUGAACUAACCAUCGCGCUUUGUUAAAAAUGGGGUUUUUUUUAACUGUGAAAGUGCGUCACACCUUCCGAGAAUGACGACGACUUCACCUCGUUCUCGUUCCGUUCUCGGAGCGCAUCUGAACCUUGCCAUUGAUCCGUUUGCAUACGCGACCAUGAAUGCAGUAAGUUUUUGUUGAAAAAAGAGACAAAAAAGAAUACAGCAGAAUUGCCAUUAAUUUCUUUAGGAA